Messenger RNA from Hemibagrus wyckioides, 873 nucleotides. RefSeq lists its product as uncharacterized. The transcript has 3 exons. Bases 39 to 716 code for a protein of 225 amino acids. Gene Ontology annotation, cellular component: cytosol. Lineage: Eukaryota; Metazoa; Chordata; Actinopteri; Siluriformes; Bagridae. The record is from RefSeq and is a predicted model, not a curated record.
CUCCUGUUACAGUGUUACAUCCUACAGAACUCUGUGUAAUGAAAACAGUGAUGUCUGCUGCACUUUUAUUUGUACUUUUUCUCUCCUCUUUGAGCUACAGUUCGGCAUACGAGCAGCAGGAUGUCUAUGAGGAUCUCUGGACUAAGAGCAUGGACAUCGCAGACGAGACCCUCCAUGUCGACUUCAUGCAGCAAAUGCUAAACAACAGCCUGCAAGCUGAGCGCUACAUUAACUUCACCUUGCAGGACAUCAACUACUUGGUAGAGGUUACUGAUAUGCUGAAGACGAUGAGCAAGAAGGUCAAAAAACCAAAAGACAUUCAAGAUUUCAUGAUAGGAAGAUACACAAGUUACAAGAGUUUUUUGGACACGUUACUUCUCCAGUAUUUCUUUAAGGAUACACCUCCUAUCAAACCAACACCAGCCAUGAAGAAAUAUCUGGACACUUACAGAGCGGUGAUGGCAGAAGACCCUAUCUACUUUGCUGUAGCUCUCCUGCCCUGUGCCAGGCUCUGGGUGUGGCUGGCUAACAAUCAGGACAUACCUAAAUCCAGUGCCUACUACACAUGGAAAGUAGACAAUAUGGGUGGCCAUCCUGAAAAGCAUUACAAAGCUUUAUUGAACAAAUAUCUAAACAAAAACCAAAAAAUCACCAAAGCCAGUGCCCUUUUCCGCAGGCAAAUGCAGAAUGAGCAUGACUUUUUUGCCACUUCUUAAGUUGAUCAUAUUGUAAAGUGGGCAAGUUUGUCUUUUUUUCAUUAAACAAGUUUGUUGUUUCAUUUAAAAUCAUGUCAUGGUCAUAUUAACAUGUUUAAUUAAUAGUUUAAUCAACAAAAAUGACACUACUUUUAAUUUAUUUAAAAUUAUGAAUGGU